Molecule: messenger RNA, 7108 nt
Organism: Cydia pomonella (codling moth)
Lineage: Eukaryota; Metazoa; Arthropoda; Insecta; Lepidoptera; Tortricidae
Gene: l(3)mbt
Exons: 28
Coding region: 134-7108 (2324 amino acids)
Biological process (GO): regulation of DNA-templated transcription
Cellular component (GO): nucleus
Molecular function (GO): zinc ion binding
Source: RefSeq, a predicted model, not a curated record
AGUCGGUGGAGCGUCGAGAUGAUUUUUACCUAACAAUAUUUUAUUUUUAUGUACGUUGCAGGUCGUCAAUAAUGAAUCGUAAUAGAUAGCCGAACGUCUGUAAUGCGUUCGCAAACAAUCUCGAUGCCGAGAAAUGGAGAGACAGCAGUGUAAUCCACUUCAAAACUUUGACGAUUCGAAAAGUGAGAUUUUGAAAAAAAGAUUACUUAAAUCGAGCAGCGCUCCCGCCUGUAACAAUCUAGCUGCGACCGGUUCACAGCACAAUGUGCUGCUGAAUACUUUGCGCACACCGAUAUCGAGCAGCAUGAUAGUAUCGUCGGUGGGUAGCGGGCAGGGCUCGCUGCCGCUGCAGCACGGGCUGGUGACGCAUUCGCUGGCGCCAGUCAAGCUGCAUCCGAACCCUGCGCCGUACCCCCUCCAGCUGUCCACCGUGCACGUCCCGGUACAGAUCCCCGGCACGAGCGCCAACAUCAACGUGCCCGUUCAGCUUUCUGGACCCAGCAGUAGUGUACCUUUGCAAAUAGCCCCCGUCAGUCUUCCAAUACAAGUGUCCGGGACUACCAGUGUGCCUGUUCAGUUGCCAGCAGGAGAUACUAUCAAUGUUCCUCUGCAAAUCCCUGGUGCUAGUCAAAACAUUCAACUCGGGGCUCCGGGCAUGCAAUCUAUGCCAAUUUUGCAAAGCUCUAGUCAGCCAAUGAGUUCUAUUAUACAUGUGCAUAUGGGGUCUAAUCCUAGGUCUAACAGUAUGGAUAAUGGUAGUGAUAUGACAGUAACAAGUUCGUCACAGUUACAAACUGUUACUUCAGGAGCUCAAGUGCAAAUGGGGAACAAUUCUACAGUUGUGCAGAUACCGAGUUCAGUUAAUAACUCAAUACAGUUAGCACUUCCUAAUUCGGUCAGUUCGGGAACUGUGCAGCUGAGAGGGGCCACGAGGAAUGUGCCUCAUGUGGUUUACAUCCAGACCCCGCAAGGUCUGAAGCCGGUCACGAGUACUGAUGUCAUCAGCCAAGCCAGCACCAGUGGAAAUCCUCCGCAGAUCAUAGUCAGGAGACCCGUCACCAGCAACUCCAACAUACAUUUAAUAUCAAAUGUAAACAACAAGCCAAAUAUUGCGCCAAAAAUAGCCCAGGGCAAGACUGUUUUGGCCCCGGCGGCUACACCACCUAUAGUUAUUCAGAAACCUAAAAGCAAUGAGAAGAUGAUAGUUCCAGUCAGCAUUGCCCCCGGAAACACUGGAAAGCAAGCCAUAGCCUACCUCAGCUCAGUCAAGAAACCUAACACUAAAAAUAUGGCUGAUAAUCAGUCCAUCCUAAUCUCAAAUAACCAGACAACUGUUAACUCUAACAACCAGAAGCUAUUUUUAACUCCGAUGAACAUGCCAAAAAUCCAAAACACAAAGUUUAUCCUGCCAGUAACUCUGCCAGCCAGCAUGGCUUCCAAAGGACCUAUCAUUAAUCUGCAAAUUGCUAAUGGACAAAUACAGAAUGAUCCUCAAGGUAAUAUUACUGUCAUGAGAGACAGUUCUAGCUUAGAAUCGGCAGAUAUGCCACCACUGCAACCUCUGGCAAAGAUGGGUAAUGUAAAUGGUAACAGUAAAGAAGCUAAUCUGGUUCCACAGAGUCCUAACAAAUGUGAAACAUAUACAAUAUCUAUUCCUGGGUCCCGAGCGGAGCCUACAGAAGAACAAGGCACUUAUACACUUUCAAUACCAGAAACUAAUGCUUCAAUGAAUGAUGAUAUUUACACAGUCUCAAUAGCCGAUGAUGAGGAUCAGAGUCGGGAAAAGUCCUUUACUCUAGCCAUACCAGAAAAAGGAAAGAGUUUACUGAAUAGGAACAUGAUAGAAAGGAAUGAAGUUGGUUCCCAUGUCACGAUAGCAGCUCCUGCUAUCUUAAGGCGCUCAAACUCCGAUAACAGUGAAAGAAAAGCUACCAACGCUAAUCUAAAGAGGCGGAUAUCGCUCUGCAAUGAAAAUUUAUCCAGUAAAACCAUGAAACUUACACAAUCUCUGCCAAAACCGGCAGAAAAAUCCGAAGAGCCUCAAGAUUCGGACAAUAACGACGAUCAUCGCGUGCCUUCUCUAUUCUGCGACGAAAAGUUGGACAAAGAUUUGGAAUGUAAAGUCAUUCUCGGCGAUUCCGACGAGGAAUACAAGGAGAAGAAAGAACCAGAAACUACGAGCUUACUGUACUAUCAAAAAGAUAUGAAGAAUGAUAGAAUGAAACGGGAAAGCGUGGAUAGCGCGUUAGAGGAAGAUCCUCCAGGAUUAUACUGGAACAACGGAAUAGCGCAGCUGCAAGGCAGCACGCUACAGUUCCAAACAAAUGAAUUCGGGCUUAUAGAUCUCAUAGACGCCUCUGAUCCUGAAGAGUUACCUCUCCCACCGAGCGCGAAAUACCACACACCUUUAAAACAGCGUUUAGAACGUCCACGUGAAAAGAAGCCAACAUCCCCCGAGGACCUAUACCGUUGUGACGGCUGCGGCUGCCACGGGAUGGCAGCGGAAUUCAUAACGCCAAACUUCUGCAGUCUCACAUGCCAAAGCGAUGUACAGAAAGUGACUCAAAAGAAGCGAGAUCGCGAGCGUGCCGAACUAACUCGCCGGAGGAAUAAAAUGAAGAAACUCCUCAUGAGGAAACAGCAUGACGAACCGAUGGAUGAACCAGCUAAACCUGACGAUGAAAAGCUAUCGGAUGAUGUGAUCGAUGAGAAAUAUCCAUGGAUGUGUGGGAAGAACGGUUUUUCGUGGAUGCGGUAUUUGGACUUUUGUAAAGCGAAGGCUGCUCCGGUGAAGUUGUUUAAGGACCCGUUCCCGUACAACCGGAACGGGUUUAAGGUCGGCAUGAGGAUGGAGGCAAUAGACCCGCAGCGUGCGUCCGUGUGGGCCGUGGUUUCUGUAGCUGAAGUGCAGGGCUACCGCCUCCGCCUCCACUUCGACUCGUACCCCGACAUCCACGACUACUGGGUGAACGCGGACUGCCCCGACAUCUUCCCCGCCGGCUGGUGCGAGCGCAACCAGCGCGCCCUGCGCCCGCCCGCCGCGCACGCGCACGGCUUCAGCUGGCCCAUGUACCUGAAGCAGAUGCGCGCCAUAGCGGCUCCCAGGCACCUGUUCCCGCACAUCACCACCACGACUGUAAAACCCAACGGCUUCCGCAUCGGCAUGAAGCUCGAAGCCGAGGACCGCAAGAACGACAUGGUGUGCGUCGCGACCGUCGCCGACAUGCUCGACGCCCGGCUACUGAUCAACUUCGACUCGUGGGACGAUAUGUACGACGUCUGGCUGGACCCCACGUCGCCAUACAUACAUCCAGUUGGCUGGGCCGAGGAGAAUGACAUCGCGCUCACACCUCCUAAUUUCUACAAGGACCCGGAGUCGUUCUCCUGGGACAGCUACCUGGCCGACACGGGGGCCGCGGCGGCGCCCCCGCGCGCCUUCAAGACGCGCGCGCCGCACGGCUUCAAGCCCGGCAUGAAGCUCGAGGUCGUCGACAAAAGGGUCCCGUUCCUGAUCCGCGUAGCCAGCGUAAGCGAGGUGAAGGACCACCAGGUCCGCGUCGCGUUCGACGGCUGGCCGGACGAGCUCUCCUACUGGCUGGACGAUGAUUCGCCUGAUAUUCAUCCAGUUGGCUGGUGUUUGAAAACCGGACAUCCGCUCGAGCCGCCGCUAACGGCGGAGGAAGCAGUGGUUCUAGGUCCGUGCGGCGUGGGCGGCUGCCGCGGGCUGGGCUCGCUGCGCGGCGGCGCGCACAAGCAGCACGUGGCGGCCUCCGCCUGCCCCUACCGCGCGCCCGCCUCGCCCGCGCCGCCCGACCGGCUCGCUGCCGAGCGGCCUAUGAGUGCUCCGCGCCCGUGCGGCGGGGCGGCCGCCGGGCUGGGCUCGCUGCGCGGCGGCGCGCACAAGCAGCACGUGGCGGCCUCCGCCUGCCCCUACCGCGCGCCCGCCUCGCCCGCGCCGCCCGACCGGCUCGCUGCCGAGCGGCCUAUGAGUGCUCCGCGCCCGUGCGGCGGGGCGGCCGCCGGGCUGGGCUCGCUGCGCGGCGGCGCGCACAAGCAGCACGUGGCGGCCUCCGCCUGCCCCUACCGCGCGCCCGCCUCGCCCGCGCCGCCCGACCGGCUCGCUGCCGAGCGGCCUAUGAGUGCUCCGCGCCCGUGCGGCGGGGCGGCCGCCGGGCUGGGCUCGCUGCGCGGCGGCGCGCACAAGCAGCACGUGGCGGCCUCCGCCUGCCCCUACCGCGCGCCCGCCUCGCCCGCGCCGCCCGACCGGCUCGCUGCCGAGCGGCCUAUGAGUGCUCCGCGCCCGUGCGGCGGGGCGGCCGCCGGGCUGGGCUCGCUGCGCGGCGGCGCGCACAAGCAGCACGUGGCGGCCUCCGCCUGCCCCUACCGCGCGCCCGCCUCGCCCGCGCCGCCCGACCGGCUCGCUGCCGAGCGGCCUAUGAGUGCUCCGCGCCCGUGCGGCGGGGCGGCCGCCGGGCUGGGCUCGCUGCGCGGCGGCGCGCACAAGCAGCACGUGGCGGCCUCCGCCUGCCCCUACCGCGCGCCCGCCUCGCCCGCGCCGCCCGACCGGCUCGCUGCCGAGCGGCCUAUGAGUGCUCCGCGCCCGUGCGGCGGGGCGGCCGCCGGGCUGGGCUCGCUGCGCGGCGGCGCGCACAAGCAGCACGUGGCGGCCUCCGCCUGCCCCUACCGCGCGCCCGCCUCGCCCGCGCCGCCCGACCGGCUCGCUGCCGAGCGGCCUAUGAGUGCUCCGCGCCCGUGCGGCGGGGCGGCCGCCGGGCUGGGCUCGCUGCGCGGCGGCGCGCACAAGCAGCACGUGGCGGCCUCCGCCUGCCCCUACCGCGCGCCCGCCUCGCCCGCGCCGCCCGACCGGCUCGCUGCCGAGCGGCCUAUGAGUGCUCCGCGCCCGUGCGGCGGGGCGGCCGCCGGGCUGGGCUCGCUGCGCGGCGGCGCGCACAAGCAGCACGUGGCGGCCUCCGCCUGCCCCUACCGCGCGCCCGCCUCGCCCGCGCCGCCCGACCGGCUCGCUGCCGAGCGGCCUAUGAGUGCUCCGCGCCCGUGCGGCGGGGCGGCCGCCGGGCUGGGCUCGCUGCGCGGCGGCGCGCACAAGCAGCACGUGGCGGCCUCCGCCUGCCCCUACCGCGCGCCCGCCUCGCCCGCGCCGCCCGACCGGCUCGCUGCCGAGCGGCCUAUGAGUGCUCCGCGCCCGUGCGGCGGGGCGGCCGCCGGGCUGGGCUCGCUGCGCGGCGGCGCGCACAAGCAGCACGUGGCGGCCUCCGCCUGCCCCUACCGCGCGCCCGCCUCGCCCGCGCCGCCCGACCGGCUCGCUGCCGAGCGGCCUAUGAGUGCUCCGCGCCCGUGCGGCGGGGCGGCCGCCGGGCUGGGCUCGCUGCGCGGCGGCGCGCACAAGCAGCACGUGGCGGCCUCCGCCUGCCCCUACCGCGCGCCCGCCUCGCCCGCGCCGCCCGACCGGCUCGCUGCCGAGCGGCCUAUGAGUGCUCCGCGCCCGUGCGGCGGGGCGGCCGCCGGGCUGGGCUCGCUGCGCGGCGGCGCGCACAAGCAGCACGUGGCGGCCUCCGCCUGCCCCUACCGCGCGCCCGCCUCGCCCGCGCCGCCCGACCGGCUCGCUGCCGAGCGGCCUAUGAGUGCUCCGCGCCCGUGCGGCGGGGCGGCCGCCGGGCUGGGCUCGCUGCGCGGCGGCGCGCACAAGCAGCACGUGGCGGCCUCCGCCUGCCCCUACCGCGCGCCCGCCUCGCCCGCGCCGCCCGACCGGCUCGCUGCCGAGCGGCCUAUGAGUGCUCCGCGCCCGUGCGGCGGGGCGGCCGCCGGGCUGGGCUCGCUGCGCGGCGGCGCGCACAAGCAGCACGUGGCGGCCUCCGCCUGCCCCUACCGCGCGCCCGCCUCGCCCGCGCCGCCCGACCGGCUCGCUGCCGAGCGGCCUAUGAGGCCCCUCGGUAGGCCUCCGAAAACGGCUGAAACACUGACACCUACGAGCGACACGCACACACCUAAAGAGAAACCUACAAGAGGAAGACCUCCAAAACAUAAGAGAGUGGAAGAAGUCUCGAAAGCGGACCCAGGCUCCGACGAGGAAUCGAUAUCGAGCAGUAACGGCGGCAGCGGCAGCCGGCGCUGGCGCGCGCGCCGCCCUCGCGAGCCGCGCGCGGCGCGGGCGCUGCGGCCCGACGUGCGCCGCCACAUCGCCGCGCUGCAGCUGCCGAGCCGCCCCGAUAUAUGGACGCAGGAGGAAGUGGGCAUGCUGGUAGCGCUCGUGGGUGGCGCGGCGGCGGGCGCGGCGGCGCGCGCGGCCCGGCUGGCGGGCAGGGAGCUGCUCAUGGCGUCCUGCGAGGAGCUCGUGGCCUGCCUGCACAUACGGCUGGGGCCGGCUGUCAAGGUAAUGUACUGUCUUCCUACACAACUCCAGGAGGAGGUGGGCAUGCUGGUGGCGCGGCCAGGAGGAGGUGGGCAUGCUGGUGGCGCGGCCAGGCUGGCGGGCAGGGAGCUGCUCAUGGCGUCCUGCGAGGAGCUCGUGGCCUGCCUGCACAUACGGCUGGGGCCGGCUGUCAAGGUAAUGUACUGUCUUCCUACACAACUCCAGGAGGAGGUGGGCAUGCUGGUGGCGCGGCCCGGCUGGCGGGCAGGGAGCUGCUCAUGGCGUCCUGCGAGGAGCUCGUGGCCUGCCUGCACAUACGGCUGGGGCCGGCUGUCAAGGAGGAGGUGGGCAUGCUGGUGGCGCGGCCAGGCUGGCGGGCAGGGAGCUGCUCAUGGCGUCCUGCGAGGAGCUCGUGGCCUGCCUGCACAUACGGCUGGGGCCGGCUGUCAAGGUAAUGUACUGUCUUCCUACACAACUCCAGGAGGAGGUGGGCAUGCUGGUGGCGCGGCCAGGCUGGCGGGCAGGGAGCUGCUCAUGGCGUCCUGCGAGGAGCUCGUGGCCUGCCUGCACAUACGGCUGGGGCCGGCUGUCAAGGUAAUGUACUGUCUUCCUACACAACUCCAGGAGGAGGUGGGCAUGCUGGUGGCGCGGCCAGGCUGGCGGGCAGGGAGCUGCUCAUGGCGUCCUGCGAGGAGCUCGUGGCCUGCCUGCACAUACGGCUGGGGCCGGCUGUCAAGGUAA